CGCACCUCCUCUCCUUCCCAGAACCAUUCCGCCCAAUUCUUUCUCCGAACCCUAGAUCUCUCUGGCCGUUCAAACCGUUCCAGAAUCUGGCCUCUCUGGCCGUCAAUUUCAUCAACAGCGCGCCGAGAUCCAGAGACUCCGCUCGGAGGGAUGAUGAGGAAGAAAUCCGAGUCCGGAGGAACAAUCCGCGGCAGAGCAGGGCGCGUUUGCGGCGGCGCUGGCGAGCGACAAAGCCGCGAUGGUGCUGGAAUUCUACUCCCGCAAGUGCCAACUCUGCAACUCCCUGUCCAAAUUCGUGGCCGAAGUCCAGAAACGGAACGCCGAUUGGCUCAACAUCGCGUUCGCCGACGCCGAGGACGACCGGUGGUUGCCUGAGCUUCAGCAUUAUGACAUAAAGUAUGUUCCAUGCUUUGUGGUGGUGGACAAGGAAGGGAGGGCGCUGGCAAAAACAGGGGUUCCGUACAGCAGACUCCAUGUCGUUGCAGGUGUUUCUUAUCUCCUUAGUAAGGGCAUUCUAUUCAUUUUAUAGGCUUAGUCAACACUCACUAAAAAUUACCAAAAGUCAAACUGGGAACAUAUAAACCGGACGGAGGGAGUAUUUAUGUAAUUAAAUGUCUACUUUUUAA
Cuscuta campestris is the source of this 626-nucleotide messenger RNA. Lineage: Eukaryota; Viridiplantae; Streptophyta; Magnoliopsida; Solanales; Convolvulaceae. The record is from the annotation of a GenBank genome assembly.